Molecule: messenger RNA, 3580 nt
Organism: Oppiella nova
Lineage: Eukaryota; Metazoa; Arthropoda; Arachnida; Sarcoptiformes; Oppiidae
Source: the annotation of a GenBank genome assembly
CGGUCAUCGAAAUGAUUAUUCUAAUGCCUGUUAUGUAAGCCUUGGAAGCAAUUGUCCAAAAAUGGUCUUUUCAGUGAUUGGCGUCCUUUUGAUGUCUAUUGCCUGUUGUAUGGAUCAAGUGAUGGCUCAAGAGUUUGUGUGUGGAAGUGUUGACAUCAGGAAUACUGUGGAAAACUUUAAUAAACUGAAGAACUGUACUGUAGUUGAAGGACACGUACAGAUAGUAUUGUUAGACAACGGAACGCCUAAAGAUUAUGAAAACCUGACGUUUCCGGCGCUCAGAGAAAUAACCGAUUAUUUACUGCUGUUCCGGGCCAUGGGUUUACCCUCUUUGGGCAAACUAUUUCCUAAUCUAUCUGUGAUUCGGGGCCGCAAUCUGUUCCACGACUUUGCGCUCGUUGUCUACGAAAUGCUUCAUUUGCAACAAUUAGGCCUCCGAUCCCUCACUCACAUCGUUAGGGGCGCCGUUAGGGUCGAGAAGAACCCUAACCUUUGCUUCGUUGAGACUAUAGAUUGGGACAGAAUAGCAAAAAGUGCCAAAAAUGGUCAUUACAUUCACGGAAACAAAGCCCGAAAGGAGUGUCCGAUCUGUAGUUCCCAGUGUCCCUACAGUAGUGCACGAACUUUGGACGGAAAACCAAUCGGCGAUCAAAGCGGAAGACUUUGUUGGAAUUCUCAGAGCGAUUACUGCCAGAAAUUGGCGUGUAAUCCAGUCUGUGAAGCAAUGAACGUCUCGUGUUCGCGUUCCGGCACCUGUUGUGACAAAAACUGUUUGAGUGGAUGUAGUGAUGACUCCCAACACACAUGUUUUGCGUGUCAGAAGUUUUUCUAUAAGAAUAAAUGUCAGGAAAAUUGUCCAAAAGAUACAUUUGAGUAUUUGGGCCGAAGAUGUAUUAGUGAAGAGGAAUGUUUACAGAUUUCAGCCAAAUAUUACAAUAAGGAUACAUUCUUGAAGCCUAUUAACGGCACCUGUACUGCUGACUGUCCCCCUGGCUUUAGUGAGAACAGUGAAAACAAACAUACCUGCGAUACCUGUCACGGCCCGUGUCCUAAAGUAUGUCCGGCAGCACAGGUGACUAAUAUAGCGUCCGCCCAGAGUCUCAGGGGUUGCACUAAAAUCAAUGGUUCGCUUGAGAUUCAGAUCCAGAGCGGCGGAGGUAUUGAUAGAACCGAUGCAACUAAUGUGAUUCGCGAGUUAGAGGAGAAUUUGCAGCACUUGGAGGAGAUAACGGGUUUCCUGAAGGUAGCAAGGUCAUUCCCACUCAUCACUCUCAACUUUCUCAAGAAGUUACGAGUCAUUCACGGCAACCAAUUGGAGAGAAAUGAGUAUUCUUUUCUGGUUUUGGAUAAUCCAAACCUUCAGGACUUAUGGAGUUUUGAUGACAACAGUAUAAGAGGCAGCGAAAAGCCCUUAACUAUAUUAAAGGGCAAAAUAUUUUUCCAUAUAAACCCUAAAUUAUGUUAUAAUAAGAUCGAGAAAAUGUACAAAACCUACGCCAAUAUAACGCGGCACAGCCCGCCCUGGGAUACUCACGACGUGUCGCCCCAUUCUAACGGUGACAAAGUUGCCUGUGAGGUACAGGAGCUGAACGUUCAGAUUUGGCGCAGGGGUACAGAAAUGGUUGGCAUUCGCUUCCAAAACUUUAGGGACAAGAUGGAUGACCAGCGCUCUCUUCUCGGAUAUCUUAUAUACUAUAAAGAAUCGUAUGAUUUGUUUCCUGUUUGCCUUUCCAUCCAUUUUCACAUACCUUUCCCUUUCCGCAGCCCUUAUAAGAAUAUAAGUAUAUAUGACGGACGGGAUGCCUGUUCGACCAACUUCUGGAAAGUGGACGACUACGAGGCCAGUGAUAACGACGACCCAUAUAUUACUCACAUUAUUCCUCAACUCAAACCAUUCACUCAAUACGCGCUUUACAUUAAGACGUAUACGAUUGCAUCGGAAACAAAGGGCGCUCAGAGUGCUGUCAUUUACUUCAAAACACAAGAAGACACUCCCUCUCAGCCCAGGAAACUCAGCGCUCGUUCAGAGACUCCAUCAGAGAUUAUCAUAGAAUGGGACGAACCGUCGCGUCCUAAUGGAGAAGUGACUCACUAUGUAGUGACCGGAACUCCUAAUUCACGAGAACUUGAUUUUCUAAAUGAGAGGAACUAUUGUACCGAACCCAUAACACACGAUACGCCCAAAAAGAUUGUCGACGAAACGCCGGUCGAUAACAACUGCACUCAACCGCACAACCCAUGGCUUCUCAAGAAUAGAUCCAACUCUGACUCGGAUGAAGAGUGUUGUUCGUGUCGUCCCUCUUCUAUUCCAGACGACGCCGAUGCCGAGCGACGAAUUAGUUUUGAAGACCAUCUCAUUAACACUAUUUAUGUUAAAAAAGAUCUCAAUAUUUUUGACAAAUCACUCGCAAGGAGGAGGAGGAGGAGAGAGAUACCUAAAAGUCGAACAAAUCUUGUGAUGGCAUUGUCAACAGAAAACGUGACGAAUGCCACCACAGAGGAGACCACCACUGCAGCCAACCCUCACUUCCAGCAAAAUGUUACCAUCAAAAAGGUGCGAAUCUCUGAUUUGAAUCACUUCACCGAAUAUACACUGGAAGUGCGCGCGUGUCAGGACAGGAAACCCAAUGAUACCUCGGCUCGCAUUAAGGAGAACUGCAGUCUCAAAGCCAUGACAUCUGUCCGCACUCUACCACUCGACGGCGCCGACGAUAUCGAUGAGUCAACCAUUAGUUUCUAUGAGGAUAAUAAUAACACGGAUUCCGAUUCACGGAUUCACUUGCGAUGGGAACAGCCGAUGGCACCCAACGGUUAUAUUGUCUCAUAUCAUAUCGAAUAUAAGAAAGUGUCGUCCGAAUCGACCUAUACGACUCCCGUUUGUAUUACAAGAGAUCAAUAUCAUCGCCAUUCAGGGUAUAUACUGCAAGACCUUUCAGCCGGCAAUUAUUCACUGAAGUUGAGGGCCCACUCAUUGGCGAGUUGGAGCAACUGGACUAAACCGGUCUAUUUUGUGGUGGCCGACAGGGAACCUCCGUAUCCUCUGCUCAUAUACAUUGCACUCCCGGUGGCAGUAUUGGUCACCUUCUCAUUCGUCAUUCUCACCGGUGUUUUGUAUAUGAAGUACAAGAAAAAUCAAGCGGUUCUCGACUACGUCUCUGUGAACCCCGAAUAUAUCAGUGCCGGACUCGCGGCCGACGAUCUGUCGGUGCCAUUGAAGCCGUUAUCUAAUAACAUAGCCAUUGAUGAGAAUCAGUUGGAAGCCUGUGAUGACAUUCAUUUCUUUCCGUUGAGUCGACCCAUUGGUAUGACUCCUGAGAACGAAGCCAUGACUACGAGUGAGAUGGAGGACGAGAACUACGAUAUCGACACAAUCGAUGAGUAUUCAAACGCCGAGCACUUACUCAGGGAUGUGUCGACCGAUAAUCAAAACAAUAAAAAUCAUAACAAUAUUAACACCAAUAGUAAUACCAAUAGUAAGCAGUCGUCGGACGGCAGUAAAGGCAGCAAAAUAAGUAGUACGACGUCUAAUGGGAGUAUAGCUAAUGGACACGCAGUCCACUACAAGACAACUAUGUGCUAA